Molecule: messenger RNA, 1155 nt
Organism: Drosophila ananassae
Lineage: Eukaryota; Metazoa; Arthropoda; Insecta; Diptera; Drosophilidae
Product: inositol monophosphatase 1
Exons: 5
Coding region: 61-894 (277 amino acids)
Biological process (GO): inositol metabolic process; phosphatidylinositol phosphate biosynthetic process; signal transduction
Molecular function (GO): inositol monophosphate 1-phosphatase activity
Source: RefSeq, a predicted model, not a curated record
CCAGGGGUGCAACGAUGGCUUCAUUCAAUUUCGGGGAAUUGCAACGGACACACCACGAAAAUGGCUGCUACCGUGGAUCUGGAGAAGUGCUUUGAAGUGGCCAGCAACCUGGUGUCUGAGGCUGGUCGGUUGAUCGCCCGGAAUAACGACAACCGCACGGAGUUCGAACUUAAGAGCAACGACAUUGACUUGGUUACCCAAACGGACAAGGAUGUGGAGAAGCUAAUAAUGAACGGCAUCCAGAAAGCGUUCCCUGAUCACAAGUUUAUUGGCGAGGAGGAGAGUGCCGAAGGUGGAGUCAAUAAGCUGACGGAGGCUCCCACCUGGAUCAUCGAUCCUGUGGAUGGUACCAUGAAUUUUGUGCACGCCUUUCCCCACUCGUGCAUCUCCGUUGGUCUGAAGGUGAACAAGGUCACCGAAUUGGGCCUGAUCUACAACCCAAUAUUGGAGCAACGCUUCACCGCACGAAGGGGUCAUGGGGCCUUCUAUAAUGGCAAACGAAUCCAAGUAAGCGGUCAAAAGGAGAUUGGAAAGUCUCUGGUCACCAGCGAGUUCGGAACCACCCGCGACGAGGAAAAAAUGAAGGUGGUUAACGAGAACUUUGCCAAAAUGGCCAAGAAGGUGCACGGCUUCCGCGUUUUGGGCUCUGCUGCCUUGAAUAUGGCCAUGGUGGCUCUGGGAGCUGCCGAUGCAAACUACGAGUUUGGCAUUCACGCCUGGGAUGUCUGUGCCGGAGACUUAAUUGUUCGUGAAGCUGGCGGAGUGGUCAUCGAUCCCAGUGGCGGGGAGUUCGACAUUAUGUCCCGUCGUGUGCUGGCAGCAGCCUCCCCAGAGCUUGCGCAGGAUAUCGCCAAGGAGCUGACUCAGUUCUACCCCCUACCAAGGGACGAUUGAGUUACUUAAUUAUUUUGUGUGCAUACCGACUUAAAGGAAUCCAUUCCUGAACAACUUAACGGAGGCAUUUUACCUGUUCCGACCGUGUACCUAAGAAUCACCUGAAGAAUCCUAGUUCAAGAAUCCUAGGAAGUUCCACACACUAACACAUUUCUGUGUAUCAACCGAAAGUUCUUUACGUUUGUGUGUUUAAAUACUCUUUAUAUGUGUGUCUAAUUUCUGCAAAUCGCCGUAAUAAACGUUGUUGCAUUGUAGUAGAAA